GCCUCAGACGGUGAUAUUUCUGACGCCGAAUUGCGCCGCCAACUUAAGGCUUUAGGUGAAGAGCCAGGGCCUGUUACACCCUCUACCAAGGGCUUGCUACUUCGUAAAUUAAAAAGGUUACAGAAUGAACGAGGAAGCAACGCGACGCCUCCGAAAAAGUCCUCUCCCAAACGAUCGACUAUCGCCCGUCGGUCGAUACCCACAACGAGAAAUCAAAGUCCAUCGCGUAAGUUGAUCGGCUUUUCUAGUGACGAGGAAGACGCAGGACCAAUUCAUUCAAGUAGUUUAGUUGAUGAUAGCAGGGCUAGGCGUGGAGAAGAAACGUCGUUUAGUAACGUUUCCCAGAGACGCAGCUGGUCGAGGUCGAUUACUCCAUCAAGGAGGAGCAAUUUGAAGUCGCGCGUAACGACCGUCAUCGAUCAGGGUAGCAUUGCCGUGAACACGUUAGAUUCCACGGAUGGUAUUGAUGGAGAAUUUUCAGAUUCCGAUGCGCAAAGCUAUCAAAGACCAGGAGGUCGAGUUUUUGGUUCAAUUGACUAUUCCCGUCCACCCGUCUCGACAAAACGCGGAAGAUCUCAAGACGAAAGUGAAGGAUUAGAAACUACGCUUUCAUCCACUAAUGGCAGCAACAAACAUUUCUCUACUGCCGAAUCUAAACUAAGCUCUUCACUUCAAGAGAGACAUACUGGAGCCAAACGUGCGAAGAAUAGCUCCUCUUGGUCAUCAAUUGCUAAGAUCUUACUCGCAUUAAGUGCUAUUUGUAUUCCUCUUUUGUUGUAUGCGACCUUCAAGGGCCACUCAAGCGAACAAAUGAUCUUUGCAGACUUAGGUGAGAAUAUCGUCGUAAUAUCGCCUUUUCGGUUUUGUUUUAUCAUCUGAUCAGCCAAUCGUAUCUUGUGCAUUCAAGUAUUUUAGCUAGUUAUCUACCACUCGUUAGAGAUAAAUGUAUUUCAUUUCGAAGUGUACACACUUCUUAAUCUUUGAAAAAAUGAUGCUCUAAUUUUAGACCUUUUGCUGUAUUGUGGUUUUUAUUUAUUAAUUAGUUUAGUCACUGAUUUUUGUGAUAAGACUUGCUGACUUCAUUUCUUUUCCUUUGUAAAACUCACAGUUUGCCAAGGGAAAAAUCCACUGGAUAAAUUUGGGAAUAAACCCAAGGUAACAAUGAUUAUAUGAUAUACAAAAUGAUAAUUGCUCGUGAGUUUGACCUCUUAUUGACUUGUUAAUCAAUAAAGCAUAAUGUAUUUGUCACUGCAGCUAUUUUUACCUCAAUGUUACCUACAUUUGAAUGUUAACAACAUAAUUUCUCAGUGGAAUUCAAACUUAAUUGAAGUGUUCAACUGCACAUUUAGUUAUUAAUUAAUAGUCUCCAUUAUUUUAGGUAGGUCCCCAAGGGUGCACAUAAUUAAAUGAUUAUUUUGUUUGGGAAGUUUUAAUGACUGGUGUGAUGUGUUAAAUAUCUUGUCUGGCUUUUGAGGUAAAAGAAAAAAAAAUCACCAUUUCAAACAGACUCUGUGUCCAGUGUUUGUGAUAAAUGACAACAUCUCUUUUUGGUUGAUGAAAAAGCUCAUAUUUACCUUCCUUUUUAACCUUUUAACUCUGAAGAUCUGAUAAAUAUUUCUCCCAGCUAGCCGCUACAUUUCCUUGUAAAUUAGUGAUGAGAAUUUGGUGUAAGGUGAAGAAAACAACUAUCACUUGAUAAAUUUGAAUGUUCUCGUAACCUGUUUACUGGAUAGUGUAAUGAAUGUUGUGGAGAGAAGUUACAUGUUAAUCACUUUUGAGAGUUAAAGGUAAAUCUGGUUAUACUCUUAGUUUAUGUUUUUAAUUUUCAUUAUUCACUCCUAUUUGAUGUAAUUGCUUUAUAGCAUCCUGAUUGUAUAACAUUAGCCAAUAUCAGAAAGGGAUAUGUAGACUUUCUGUACAAAAGACUUAUUAUCAAAGCAGGUGAGAGAACUUAAGAUAUUUUAGAGAUGAGUGAUAGGUAAGCUGUAGUUGCUGCUAGCAAGCUGGGCUCUGUGUUAGAGGUUUUAGGGUUCAAGUUGUGCUCAGGGUGACUAUGUUUUGUUUUUAGGUUAAUUACUUAAGGCUCUAGGUUCUCUUUUUACCCAAGAGUACGAAUGGGUUCUAAAAUCUUGUAAGGGAAACUUAAAGGAAGUUCUGGAGAUUGCCUAUAUCAGAGAAGAAUAAAAUUUUAUAUGCUAUAUGCUAUAUGCUAUCUAACACAUAAUUCCUUAUCCAGUGGAGACAUGUUAAAAAAAAGGUUCUGGGGUAUCCACUUGAUAGAAUUUCUGGCAGUAAAUAGCAUUAUCCACCCUUGGAAUAACCAUGGCAAGGAGAGUAUAGUACAGUAUUUCAGUGCUCCAGGGAGUAUAUUCCAGUAUUCUGGUGUUCCAGGGAGUACGCUCCAGUAAAGCCUUCCAUGCAACUAGAAAAACUGUUGAUUUUAUUUCAGGAAAGUCAAUUGUAGGAGAGUUUUAAAUAGUAUUUUAUUUUUCCUUUUAGGUUUAUUUGAAUGUGGAGAUCCAAGCGUGAAGAGUAGAAAUAUCUCUUUGGGAGAGUUACAAAAACAAAUAAAACAGGAUAAUGUAAGU
Molecule: messenger RNA, 2588 nt
Organism: Pocillopora meandrina
Lineage: Eukaryota; Metazoa; Cnidaria; Anthozoa; Scleractinia; Pocilloporidae
Source: the annotation of a GenBank genome assembly